CCCAACAACAAACUUGGAAUCUAAGGAGCUGUGCUUGGUAUCCAGGAAGUGAGAUCAGUGGCAGUUCGUGUAGUUGUGGGUCCAAGAUCGAAAAUAGCCGAGUUCUUUCCAAAAAAAAAAAAAAAAAAAAAAAUUCCCCUAAAAAACUGGGGUGGUUUAAGACCUACAUUUUUAAAAGAAAUGGAUACAGAGUUAAAAAAAGAGCUUUAAAUAUUUUGUAUGGUAUAACCAUGCAAACAUAGAAACUAAAAUUGGGUAGGCCUUUAAACGAUGUUCAUAGACAUGUUAUUAUUCUGCUUCGUUUAGGAGGAAAGACGGAAGAAGCGAAAUAAUAAUAAAAAAAACAAAAAUCUGUAAAAGCUAAAAAUGGAGAGAGUAACCAGCAGAGAAGAGAAGAGGGGAGAGAGGCAGGGAGAAGCUGAGGGAUUAGGAAAUACACCUGGUUACAAACGGAUGUAAAUUAAAGAUUUAAAAAAAAAAGAAGCAAAACUGUUACUUCUAAUAACGAAACCACGCCAGACUAGAAAAUGGCACUACGGUAACCAUGCCCGUUUGGACCAGCGACCCAAUCGUUACGUGAUGGGCUGCGGGGCGACUAAAGUACUUCCUGAGCCGCCCAAGGAUGUCCAGCUGGACCUGGUCAAGAAGGUGGAGCCCUACACCGGCCAGACAACUGACAAGUACAAGCACUUCAUCAAGGACGAUAACAGCGGGGGCAAGGCUGUUGACAAGAUGGGCUCUCCCUCCCCGCCACAGGCCACCAACAACCCCAACCCUGGGGGACUGGUCAAUGGCCACCCAGACCCUGGCGACCCCAGAAGGAACAAGGUGGCCAAGUACCGGGCCAAGUUCGACUCUCGGGUCACGGCCAAGUACGAUAUCAAAGCCCUGAUCGGCCGUGGGAGCUUCAGCAGGGUGGUGCGGGUGGAGCACAAGAGCACCAAGCAGCCGUACGCCAUCAAGAUGAUCGAGACCAGGUACAGGGAGGGCCGGGAGGUGUGCGAGUCGGAGCUCAAUGUGCUCCGCAGGGUGCGGCACACCAACAUCAUCCAGCUCAUCGAGGUGUUCGAGACACAGGAGCGCGUCUACAUGGUGAUGGAGCUGGCCACUGGCGGGGAGCUGUUCGACCGCAUCAUUGCCAAGGGCUCCUUCACCGAGCGGGAUGCCACACGAGUCCUGCAGAUGGUCCUGGAUGGGGUGAAGUACCUGCACACCUUGGGGAUCACGCACCGCGACUUGAAACCAGAGAACCUGCUCUACUACCACCCGGGCAGCGACUCCAAAAUCAUGAUCACGGACUUCGGUCUGGCCAGCACCCGUAAAAAAGGGGAUGAGUGUCUUAUGAAAACGACUUGCGGCACACCUGAGUAUAUUGCCCCCGAGAUCCUUGUGCGGAAGCCGUACACUAACGCUGUGGAUAUGUGGGCGCUAGGGGUGAUCUCUUAUAUAUUGCUUAGUGGGACCAUGCCAUUUGAAGAUGAUAAUAGGACACGGCUGUACAGGCAGAUAUUGAAGGGAAAAUACAGUUACUCAGGGGAGCCCUGGCCGAGUGUUUCCAACCUUGCCAAGGACUUUGUUGACCGUGUGGUUACUGUCGACCCCAACGAGCGGAUGACAGCCGGCCAAGCCUUGAAGCACCCCUGGAUUGUGACCAUGGCUGCCUCCUCUUCUCUGAAGAACCUGCACCGCUCCAUUUCCCAGAACCUCCUGAAGAGGGCGUCGUCUCGCUGCCAGAGCACCAAGUCUGCCCAGUCCACACGCUCCAGCCGCUCCACCAAAUCCAACAAGUCAAGGCGUGUGCGGGAGCGCGAACUGCGGGAACUCAACCUACGCUACCAGCAGCAGUGAGAGGGAGGGCU
This is a messenger RNA of Polyodon spathula (Mississippi paddlefish), 1859 nucleotides long. It is a transcript of the gene pskh1, whose product is annotated as protein serine kinase H1. Gene Ontology annotation, molecular function: ATP binding; protein kinase activity. The transcript has 3 exons. NCBI's taxonomy places the organism in Eukaryota, Metazoa, Chordata, Actinopteri, Acipenseriformes, Polyodontidae. Gene Ontology annotation, biological process: protein phosphorylation. The record is from RefSeq and is a predicted model, not a curated record. The coding region runs from base 580 to 1848 and encodes 422 amino acids.